GUAGGCAGUCCUACAGGAGUACGGAACAGCAUGGACUGCUAACACUGUCACAACAUUCUCACAUCGCUGGUAAAACUCCUCGGUGGCGGAGUAACAAGAAACUGCACGGUCAAAACAACCCAAUGGAGACUAAGAUUUAGACAGAAGAGCUUUUCAUAAAGGAUCAUGCCUGGUGUCCGCAGCGGGAGGAGGCUCUCUGAUGGGCUGAUGCUGGAGCAAUCAGAGAAAGGACAAUUGGUCGUUUCCAGUGUUGUCGAUGGCUCCUUGGCCAAUCAGGGGCUGAAAGAAGGAGAUGAAAUUGUGGGUGCCACAAUCAACUUUGACCAACUGUCGAAAGACGAUGUGUUGAAAAUACUGAAGCUGAUGGAUGAUAAUGGAUUUGAUGAGAAGGUUCAAGUUCUGACGAAAAAUCAUUUGCGCAGGAGUAUGGGGACCUUGGACAGCAUCAAAGCACCAGAGGAGAUGUUGAAGGAUUCCUAUAACAGACUCAAUGCCAAAAUAAAGAGGUUCAUGAAGGAGGACAGCUCUGGACAACCUACAGCUUCUGGGGAAAGAUGCUCUCCUAACGCGCAGGUACCGAGACCUCUCUGGGCCAAGCCUGAUGUCAGAGGAACAGACUCUACAGUGACUCUCAAUACUCCUGGUGGAGAACUUUCGUUGCCUAAUGCCAACAUGAAUACAAGGGAUCUCUUCCUAGCUCAAUUUAAUGGGUCUAUAGAGGCUGAUCCUAAUGUCAAUAUCUCCAAUUUACCUUCAGUAGACCUUAAAGGUUCCAAAAUAGAUCUAGAAUUGCCAAAUUCAGACAUUGGCAUCCCAUCUGGGAAGAUCAAAACACCAAGUCUUGGUACGGCUGACUUUGCUAUAUCUGGACCAAGAUUUAGGAAUCCAGACCUGGACCUCUCAGUGGAUGAGAUGUGUGUAUCAGAUAUCAGUUUGCCUGACCUCAAUAGUCCAGAUAUUGACAUACCCCCAGGUAAAUUCAAACUAACGAAACCACAUGCAGAACUCAAAGCUUCUGAUUUUGAUGUGAAUGCCCCCUCUGGUAAACUGAAGAUGCCCAAAUGUGAUAAUGAUGUAAAAACACCAAAGCUAAAUCUCAAAGCUCCCAAGAUAAAAGGUGGACUUGAUGCACCUGACUUGGACUUACCCAAAGUCGACCUGAAAUCACCUAAAUUAGAUGUAAACACUCCAGAUAUUGACAUUGAUUCACCCACAGGGAAAUUGAAAAUGCCCAACUUGAAAAUGUCAACAUUUGGAAUGAAGGGGCCACAUAUUGACAAACAUGGAGAUAUAGAGGGACCAGACCUGAACUUGUCAUCUCCCCAACUUAAGGGUCCCAAAGCAGACCUCAACAUUCCAGAUGCUGAUAUUGGCCGCCCAUCAGGAAAAUUCAAAAUGCCAACUUUCAAGAUGCCAGAUUUAGGUUCCUCUGGACCAAAGGUUAAGGGGCCUGGCUUUGAUCUUUCAGCCCCCAAGUUUAAAGCUGGGAUUGAUGCCCCUGACAUGGAUUUACCAGACAUGGACCUCAAAGCCCCUAAAUUAGAUGUAAACACUCCAGAUAUUGACAUUGAUUCACCCACAGGGAAAUUGAAAAUGCCCAAAUUGAAAAUGUCAACAUUUGGAAUGAAGGGGCCACAUAUUGACAAACAUGGAGAUAUAGAGGGACCAGACCUGAACUUGUCAUCUCCUCAACUCAAGGGUCCCAAAGCAGAACUCAACAUUCCAGAUGCUGAUAUUGGCCGCCCAUCAGGAAAAUUCAAAAUGCCAACUUUCAAGAUGCCAGAUUUAGGUUCCUCUGGACCAAAGGUUAAGGGGCCUGGCUUUGAUCUUUCAGCCCCCAAGUUUAAAGCUGGGAUUGAUGCCCCUGACAUGGAUUUACCAGACAUGGACCUCAAAGCCCCUAAAUUAGAUGUAAACACUCCAGAUAUUGACAUUGAUUCACCCACAGGGAAAUUGAAAAUGCCCAAAUUGAAAAUGUCAACAUUUGGAAUGAAGGGGCCACAUAUUGACAAACAUGGAGAUAUAGAGGGACCAGACCUGAACUUGUCAUCUCCUCAACUCAAGGGUCCCAAAGCAGAACUCAACAUUCCAGAUGCUGAUAUUGGCCGCCCAUCAGGAAAAUUCAAAAUGCCAACUUUCAAGAUGCCAGAUUUAGGUUCCUCUGGACCAAAGGUUAAGGGGCCUGGCUUUGAUCUUUCAGCCCCCAAGUUUAAAGCUGGGAUUGAUGCCCCUGACAUGGAUUUACCAGACAUGGACCUCAAAGCCCCUAAAUUAGAUGUAAACACUCCAGAUAUUGACAUUGAUUCACCCACAGGGAAAUUGAAAAUGCCCAAAUUGAAAAUGUCAACAUUUGGAAUGAAGGGGCCACAUAUUGACAAACAUGGAGAUAUAGAGGGACCAGACCUGAACUUGUCAUCUCCUCAACUCAAGGGUCCCAAAGCAGAACUCAACAUUCCAGAUGCUGAUAUUGGCCGCCCAUCAGGAAAAUUCAAAAUGCCAACUUUCAAGAUGCCACAUUUAGGUUCCUCUGGACCAAAGUUUAAGGGGUCUGGCUUGGAUCUUUCAGCCCCCAAGUUUAAAGCUGGGAUUGAUGCCCCUGACAUGGAUUUACCAGACAUGGACCUCAAAGCCCCUAAAUUAGAUGUAAACACUCCAGAUAUUGACAUUGAUUCACCCACAGGGAAAUUGAAAAUGCCCAAAUUGAAAAUGUCAACAUUUGGAAUGAAGGGGCCACAUAUUGACAAACAUGGAGAUAUAGAGGGACCAGACCUGAACUUGUCAUCUCCUCAACUCAAGGGUCCCAAAGCAGAACUCAACAUUCCAGAUGCUGAUAUUGGCCGCCCAUCAGGAAAAUUCAAAAUGCCAACUUUCAAGAUGCCACAUUUAGGUUCCUCUGGACCAAAGUUUAAGGGGUCUGGCUUGGAUCUUUCAGCCCCCAAGUUUAACGCUGGGAUUGAUGCCCCUGACAUGGAUUUACCAGACAUGGACCUCAAAGCCCCUAAAUUAGAUGUAAACACUCCAGAUAUUGACAUUGAUUCACCCACAGGGAAAUUGAAAAUGCCCAAAUUGAAAAUGUCAACAUUUGGAAUGAAGGGGCCACAUAUUGACAAACAUGGAGAUAUAGAGGGACCAGACCUGAACUUGUCAUCUCCCAAACUCAAGGGUCCCAAAGCAGACCUCAACAUUCCAGAUGCUGAUAUUGGCAGUCCAUCAGGAAAAUUCAAAAUGCCAACUUUCAAGAUGCCAGAUUUAGGUUCCUCUGGACCAAAAGUUAAGGGGCCUGACUUGGAUCUUUCAGCCCCCAAGUUUAAAGGGGGAAUCAGUCCCCUCGAUCCGAAUCUGCCAGAUCUCAAAGGCCCCAAACUAGGCCUAAAUGCACCAGAUGUAAACUGUAAUAUGCCCUCAGGUAAAAUCAAAGUUCCUACAUUGAAGAAACCAAAGGUUGAUCUGAAUGCUCCUGAUCUGGACAUUGAUGGCCCCUCUGGUAAACUGAAAAUGCCCAAAUUUGGUCUGUCUGGUAAAAUGCCAAAAUCCACUAAACUUAAUCUCAAAGCCCCAAAGAUAAAGGGGGGAAUUGAUUCCCCAGACUUGAAUUUACCAGAUGCUGACCUCAAAGCCCCUAAACUAGAUAGAAAUUCCCCCGAUUUUGACAUCAAUGCAUCCUCUGGGAAAUUCAAAAUGCCUAAAUUCAAAAUGUCUAAAUUCAGAGGCCUAAAAAGACCAGAUGUUGACAUUGAUGGAGACUUAGAGGGCCCAGAUAUAGAUAUCAAUUCCCCCACAGCUAACCUCAAAGGUCCCAAAACAGGUCUAAAAAUGCCAGAUUUGAAGAUGCCUGAUUUCAGGCUAUCUGGGCCAAAUGUAGAUAAACCGAACUAUGACUUACCUGAUAUUGAUCUCUCAGCCCCAAAGCUAAAGGGAGGCAUCAAUCACCCAGAUUUGAAACUACCUAAAGGUAAAAUCAAAGGCCUAAAACUAGACCUCAAUGAUCCAGAUUUGGAUGUUGACGCUCCCUCAGGAAAACUGAAAAUGCCCAAAUUUGGACACUCAGGCACUAUGCCAAAAGGACCAAAUCUGGACAUAAAUGCAGGUGCGAAAUCACCAAAGUUCAGUCUAAAUAUGCCAAAGAUAAAAGCUGGAAUUGAUGCGCCUGACAUGGAUUUACCAGACAUGGACCUCAAAGCCUCUAAAUUAGAUGUAAACACUCCAGAUAUUGACAUUGAUUCACCCACAGGGAAAUUCAAAAUGCCGAAUUUGAAAAUGUCUACAUUUGGAAUGAAGGGGCCACACAUUGACAAAGUUGGAGAUAUAGAGGGACCAGACCUGAACUUGUCAUCUCCCAAACUCAAGGGUCCCAAAGCAGACCUCAACAUUCCAGAUGCUGAUAUUGGCAGUCCAUCAGGAAAACUCAAAAUGCCAACUUUCAAGAUGCCAGAUUUAGGUUCCUCUGGACCAAAGGUUAAGGGGACUGACUUGGAUCUUUCAGCCCCCAAGUUGAAAGGGGGAAUCAGUCCCCUAGAUCUGAAUCUGCCAGAUCUCAAAGGCCCCAAACUAGGCCUAAAUGCACCAGAUGUAAACUGUAAUAUGCCCUCAGGUAAAAUCAAAGUACCUACAUUGAAGAAACCAAAGGUUGAUCUGAAUGCUCCUGAUCUGGACAUUGAUGGCCCCUCUGGUAAACUGAAAAUGCCCAAAUUUGGGCUGUCUGGUAAAAUGCCAAAAUCCACAAAACUUAAUCUCAACGCCCCAAAGAUAAAGGGGGGAAUUGAUUCCCCAGACUUGAAUUUACCAGAUGCUGACCUCAAAGCCCCUAAACUAGAUGGAAAUGCCCCCGAUUUUGACAUCAAUGCACCUUCUGGGAAAUUGAAAAUGCCCAAAUUGAAAAUGCCUAAAUUCAGAGGCCUAAAGGGACCAGAUGUUGACAUAGAUGGAGACUUAGAGGGCCCAGAUAUAGAUAUCAAUUCCCCCACAGCUAACCUCAAAGGUCCCAAAACAGGUCUAAAAAUGCCUGAUUUGAAGAUGCCUGAUUUCAGGCUAUCUGGCCCUUAUGUAGAUAAACCUGACCAUGAUUUACCUGAUAUUGACUUCUCAGCCCCAAAGCUAAAAGGGGGCAUCAAUCCCACAGAUUUGAGACUACCUAAGGGUAAUCUCAAAGGGCCCAAAUUAGAUCUCAAUGCUCAAGAUUUUGAUGUUGAUGCUCCAUCUGGUAAACUGAAAAUGCCCAAAUUUGGGCUUUCAAGUACAAUGCCAAAAGGACCAAAUGUGGACAUAAAUGCAGGUGCGAAAUCACCAAAGUUCAGUCUACAAAUGCCAAAGAAUAAAGGUGGGAUUGAUGCCCCUGGUGUGGAUCUACCAGACAAUGACCUCAAAGCCCCUAAAUUAGAUGUAAACACUCCAGAUAUAGACAUUCAUUCACCCACAGGGAAAUUCAAAAUGCCCAAUCUGAAAAUGCCUAAAUUUGGAAUGAAAGGGCCAAAUAGUGAUCUAGAUGGAGAUAUAGAGGGACCAGACUUGAAUUUGUCAUCUCCCAAACUCAAGGGUCCCAAAGCAGACCUCAACAUUCCAGAUGCUGAUAUUGACAGUCCAUCAGGAAAAUUCAAAAUGCCAACUUUCAAGAUGCCAGAUUUGGGUUUAUCUGGACCAAAGUUUAAGGGGCCCGACUUAGAUCUUUCAGCCCCCACGUUUAAAGGGGGAAUUAGUCACCCAGAUUUGGAUCUGCCAGAUGUUGCCCUCAAAGGCCCCAAACUAGACCUCAAUGCACCAGAUGUAAACUUUAAUAUGCCCUCAGGUAAAGUCAAAGUACCUACAUUGAAGAAACCAAAGGUUGAUCUGAAUGCUCCUGAUAUGGACAUCGAUGGCCCCUCUGGUCACCUGAAAAUGCCCACAUUCUUGCUGCCUGGUACAAUGUCAAAAUCCCCAGUCUUGAGGCUCAAAGCUUCAAACAUUAAGGGGGGAAUUGAUGUUCCAGACAUGAAUUUACCAGAUGCUGACCUCAAAGCCCCUGAACUAGAUGUGAAUGCCCCAGAUCUUGACAUCAAUGAACCCUCUGGGAAAUUCAAAAUGCCCAAAUAUAAAAUGCUUAAAUUCAGCGACCUAAAGAGACCAGAUGUUGACAUUGUUGGAAACUUAGACCGCCCAGAUAUAGAUAUAAAUUCCCCCACAGCUAACCUCAAAGGUCCCAAAACAGGUCUAAAAAUUCCAGAUUUGAAGAUGCCUGAUUUUGGGCUAUCUGGGCCAAAUGUAGAUGAAUCUGACUAUGACUUACCUGAUAUUGACCUCUCAGCCCCAAAGCUAAAAGGGGGAAUCAGUCCCCCGGAUUUGAGAAUAUCUAAGGGUCAUCUCAAAAGCCCAAACUAGACCUCAAUGCUCCAGAUAUGCCCUCGGGUAGAUUCAGAGUUCCAACCAUAGAGAGGCCAAAUGGUAGCAUCAAAGCCCCAGAUUUUGACAUCAACACUCCUACAUUCAAAAUGCCUACAUUUGGGUUGUCUACACCAAAAUGACCAGAUCAUGAUAUCAGUGCUGACCUAGGUUAAAUUGUCAAAGAUGAAAGGUGGGAUUGGUUCACCAGAUCUGGACCUACCUACAAUUGACUUAAAAGCCCCUAACAUAGAUUUAAACACUCCAGAUAUUAACAUUGGCUCACCGUCUUGGAAAUUCAAAAUUCCUCACCUCAAAUGCCUAAAUGCGGGCCUUUCUGGUCUGAAAGGUCCAGAUGCUGGAAUAGAUGGAGACAUUGAGGGACCGGACCUGAGCUUGUCAACCCUGAAAGUAAACACAGGGAUUGGUAGUCCAGAUUUAGACAUAAAUGUUCCCUCUGGUAACCUCAAAGGCCCCCAAGCUGAUCUCAAUUUGCCAGACAGUAACGUUGCUAUACAAUCUCGAAAAUUCAAACUGCCGUUGUUAAAAUUGCCUCAGUUUGGAAGUCCCAAUUGAAGAGCAGUAUCAGCUAUGGACUUUAUGAAAACAAAUGACAUUUCUCCUCCAAAAGCUAAAGUGGAUCUAAAAGCACCAGACUUGAAAGUUAGUCACCCAGAUGUCAGCCUGAGCUUACCCAAAGCUGAUAUCAGAGGCCCAGAAUACAAAGUGUCAUCCCAUAGUAAACGCAGAUCUGAUAUCCCAGGUAGAGCGCAUAUAAAAGAUUUUGAAUGCCAGGUGGAGUAUAUAUAAAAGUGCCUGUUGGGAAGUCUAGGAAGGUCAAAGGUACGGCUAGUUAUCCCAUUGCAGAUAUUGACUUGCCAAAAGUUGAUUACCAAGUGUUUGGUGUGGAUAUCAGAGGUUCAGACCUUAACCUUGACGACCUCACAGUGAAAUUCUAAAUUCCCAAAUCCAAGACUUCUAAAUUGGGUAGUUAUACAAGAAUACCAGAUAUAGACUCAAGUCUUUCCAGUAUUAACACCUCAAUCCCUAUAUUCCCACCCCAAAGUGUGGAUUAGUGGUUUCAAUCUGAAAGCCCCAACUGGUGAAACCGGCAGAUAAAAAGAAAAGUCCAAAACAGUCUAAAAUUGUAGUCUGUGACAAAUUUGACUCGUGAUUCAAACCCCCAAAUUUCUGAAGAUCAAUAAUAUUUCAUCGCUGUACAGUAUUUCCCAAACAUGUCAAAGGGGAUGUACCAGACGGAACUGGGAGCCUGAGAAAUCGGCACAAGGAAGAGUCAAACCAUAGAUCUCAAACACUCAGAUGUCUCGAUUUCAGUGCAUCAAAUGUGGACCUUGAAGUUCCAGAAGAUGAGAACUUAAAAGGGUCAAAGCUUACCAAGCUUAUAUAGCAUUCAGACAACUGACUAAAUUUAGUUUUAGGCUUCUUUGAAUCACAAUCUUCUGUUGAAACAUAAUGCAGAAAACUUCUGUUACUAGCACUUAUUUGUACUUUUUAUGUAAAUUGAUUGGUGUUUGUUAUGAACAUGUUGAAAAUGUAUGUGUAAAGGGUUCUCAUUUUGUCUUUGGUUUUACAAAAUGGAUGAAAAGCUAUUUGAAAAUGUGUUUUUACUGUACACUUGCUGUUUUACACUCAUUUGUUUUAUCUUUAUAUUAAUGUAUUAACAGUAGGCCUUAUUUUCCAUAUUUUUGCAUUUGAAAUAACCUCUGGAAAAUUAAUUCUGUCAAGUAUGAUAAAACAUUUAACUCAA
Messenger RNA from Oncorhynchus nerka (sockeye salmon), 8119 nucleotides. Its product is annotated as neuroblast differentiation-associated protein AHNAK. NCBI's taxonomy places the organism in Eukaryota, Metazoa, Chordata, Actinopteri, Salmoniformes, Salmonidae. The coding region runs from base 166 to 6351 and encodes 2061 amino acids. The record is from RefSeq and is a predicted model, not a curated record. Gene Ontology annotation, biological process: regulation of RNA splicing. The transcript is spliced from 5 exons. Gene Ontology annotation, cellular component: cytoplasm; nucleus.